CUCUCUUUCUUGACUUUCUUUCUCUCUCUCUCUCAGCUGUUGUUGGUUUCAAUUUCGGUCAAUACCGUUGUCCACUUCCCCCAAUCCCACUACUUUUGGACUCAGAAUCUCCCAAAAUCGGAAUUUGUAGCGAAAUAUGACCUCUCAUCAACCUAAGCAAAGAAUAAAUAUGUCUCAUGGAUUCAUGAAGUCUGUUAUCAGAAAUCAAAUCGACAGGGAUAACUAUGAUAAAGAAGUAAAAGCCAAGCAAGAACAAGUACAAGGGAAGCCGCGGGGACGAGGCUCGGGGAACAGGUCGAAGAAACCCGAGAUUCAGACCUACGUCCCCCCUCAGAGAUCAAAGAAAGACCCGCAGGAAAAUUUAUUCACGGUGGAGUAUGAGCACAAAACUGGAGAGAUCCACAAAGUGAGCAUGUCCAAGGUUGAUAUACCCGAGGAGGUAGCCAAAAAAAUUGGUGCCAAAUUUGAGCUUCCGAGCGUGUUUGUUGAUGCCUUGGCACAGCGGCUGCAUGAAGAGAUGGAACAAAGGGCAGAUAUCUGAGGUGGAAAAGUAAAAGUCUGAAACGUCUGCUCACCUACUGGGACCCACCACUUCCUGAUGUGACAUGCUUUGUGCCGGCGCUCAUCUGACGUCGUUCAUGUGACAGUGUGACAGCGUUCAUAUGACGGUGCGGCGGCAUUCAUGUGAUGGUGUGACAACGUUCCAUGUGACGAUGUUCAUAUGACGACGCUCAUGUGCCCUGCGUCGGGACCACAGCCGCUCCACAAUAACAGCUGCUGGCCCCGCCCUCCCCCCCGUGUGUGGAACUGACACAAAGGAAGUGUCGGGUUUGUCUCUGCUGCUCGACCUGCCCUUGACGUCUUCGCUGUAAGCUGCUCCGGUGCCGGGGCUGUGCUGUAAUGCUUAUCUCACACUAACAAACGCUACUAACCACAGUGGAUGGAAUGUCUUGGUCUGCCAUGAAUUGGUCACUUUUAAGGACAAGCGGGCCAACCCAAAUUUUGGGGGUUUCCAGAAAUUUUGACCUACACCAAAA
Molecule: messenger RNA, 1037 nt
Organism: Aplysia californica (California sea hare)
Lineage: Eukaryota; Metazoa; Mollusca; Gastropoda; Aplysiida; Aplysiidae
Product: UPF0561 protein C2orf68 homolog
Exons: 4
Coding region: 137-541 (134 amino acids)
Source: RefSeq, a predicted model, not a curated record